Messenger RNA from Trifolium pratense (red clover), 1940 nucleotides. RefSeq lists its product as uncharacterized. The transcript has 2 exons. Bases 889 to 1635 code for a protein of 248 amino acids. Lineage: Eukaryota; Viridiplantae; Streptophyta; Magnoliopsida; Fabales; Fabaceae. The record is from RefSeq and is a predicted model, not a curated record.
CAAAACCUCCAUUAAAGCUCAAACGGAGCUUUUCGAAAAAAAUCAUUCUGGCCUCAAAAAUCAUAAACGAAUACACUAUUUCGCUUAAUUUUUCGCACUGAUCAUGAAUCUAUGCUUAGAUUUCACAGUGGAGGCUUAUAAUUCGAAAACCGAAACAACAACUUAAGAACAUAAAAAAAACCAAAACGUGACUCAAGCAAAACCACACAAAAUUGAUGUUUGGAAAAGCUUAAGAACGUGUUUAUAAACAUAGAUACACUGAAACUCACUUGGUUUGAACCUCGAGUUGUGUUAACCAACCCAAGUUUUUCUUAGCAAUUUUAGAGCUUCGGGUAUGCUUUCUCUGGUGCUUUUCUUCGUAUUUUUUCUUGUGGGUUCCGUUACUGAAAGUGUUUAGGAUGUUUUUGUUAAAGAAAAUUGAAGGUUUAUGGUUGUUUUAUUGAUUUUCGAAUUUGGAGUAAAAAUGGUGGAAAAGAUGAAAUCUUUUGUUGUUUCCUCUGGUGUUUUUAAUUUUAAGAUUUUGUUGUUUUUAAUUUUAUUUAAAAGAUUCAGUUUUAAUCCCAUAUUAGAAGCAGCCUUAACUUAAUGAGGACUGAAUCUAUUAAUUGAGAGUAGGGAUGAAUAUGCAAAUAAUUAAACUUACACAGUAAAAAUGUAAAAUAUAAUUAUAAAUAUGAGAUAGAUAAUGGAGUACACAUGUCUUAUUUUUAUUGGUGCCACAUCAUGGUGUGCUGUUUGCACACCUCUUUAUGAAGGUAACCUAGAAAAAACCAUAUUUAUAUCCACAAACCUUAUUGUUACUGCAUCUUUUUCAUUUCAUUUCAUUCAUAUAACUUUAUUCUAUAUAUUCUUCUCUGUUUUCUCUCUCUCUCUCUCUCUGCUCAAACCAUGCCUUUGUCUCUUGAAACCGAUGAAAGGUCCAACAACUUCAACCAAUAUGUUUCGAUCUGUAAUCAGGAUUUUCCGGAGGAUGAUUCUGAUUCUGAUUCAUGUGUUUCAUCUUCUUCUUCUCUUGGGAGGAACAGUGACGAUUCAUCUGAAGAUUCUUCCGACCGGGAAGAUUCCGGUGGAGUUGAGGUCAAAACUAGCAAGUUUAAAGGUCCUUUGGAUACUAUAAAAGAUUUGGAGGAAGAUUUACCAGUCAAGAAAGGCAUAUCAAAGUUUUAUAGUGGCAAAUCAAAAUCAUUCACAAGCUUAGCAGAUGCAGCAGGUGAAACUUGUGUGCAAAAGAUUGUAAAACCAGAGGACCCUUAUGCUAAAAAACGCAAGGAUUCGCUAGCACGUAACCUAUUGAUAGGGAGGAGUCGUAGUUAUGCAAAUGUUGGUGGGAUAUCAAACUCAAAGCGAACUUCAAACUUAGGCAGACGAACAUCUUGUCUCAAUCUGAACUACAAUGCUGACAGUGGUGAUGAGGGGAAGAGUUCCGUUUCCACAUCAAUAUCACCUCCUUGUCCACUUCCUCCUCUUCAUCGUCAACCUAAUAGGUUGUCCACAACUGCUUCACAUCCUCGUCCUCCUGCACAAAAUACCCCUUUGCGCUCAUAUUCAUGGUCUGAUCUGAACUCUGUUGCUGAGGGUCAUGAUAUAACUGGUUUGGCCAUUUGUAGUGGAAACAAAGGCAAUAAAGUACACUGAAUUUUUUAUAGGAGUUUCACUCUUUAGUUGAUAGCAAGCGAGUUUGUGACUUUGUUUUGUAUGGCGCAGCAGCUGUGGACACUUUGAUUAAGAGAGAGACAUUUUCUCUCACUAAAUGUAACGGUCUUCACGACUGCUGUAUGUGGAUCCAAAAAUGUUUUGUAUUGGAGAGGGUGUUAUCUAUGUGAACUCGUCUUAAGCCUUCUGAGUAGUGUUGUAUAUUAUGUCUCAACUUUUGAUAAUUUAUGACUCUAAAAAGCAUACUUAUUAGCAUAAAUGAUGAUUAUCAUCUUGUUGCUGAUGAA